UGAAUGAAUGGAAGAGUCUCCACGGUUUUCUUCUGCUUCUCGCCCUGGACUGGAGAAGUGAGGGGGCAUCUCUCUGUCCUCAUCCAUCUCUUUCUCGCUUCAUCCAUUCUCAAGGGGAUUUCAGACCGUGCAAUGUGUUUUCAGCCUCUUGCCGCUGCUACCACUUGAUAGUGUGUUAUGCGCAGGGAGAGGGUUUUGCAAAAAUGGAUUUAUUCUAUUUCAAAGGAUUUCUUCUCUAAUAAGGUUCUCAUUGCACACAAAUAUGACUAAAUCCCCUAUUUGGUAAAUCUUUCUCUACCCCACCCCUCCUCUUUGGGUUCCCUCCCGCCCGCCCCCACCCCUUCAGAGGAGCAAGCACAGGGAGCUGAUGACGGACCCAUUAAUCCCUUCUUCAAUGCAUCAAAAGAAGCCGAAGGGCUGGAAGUCGCUGGGCUCGGAGUCCUGCAGGAAAUGCUUCGAUCUGCUUUUGGUUCUGUAUGAAACUGGUGACUAGGGGCUCGGCUCGCUCCGCCGCCGCCGCCCGCCGGCACCUGGAUGCGCGGGCCGCCGCCGCCGCCGCCGCCUUGCCCGCCGCCGCCGCCGCGAUGCACCGCUCGUGGCGGUGCUGGUGAUCGCUCGGGUGUGAUGGGAUUGAGCCGGCGGUGAUCAUUUGAAGGCGGUGAGGGAGAGCGAGGGAGAGGAAAGGCUGCUCGGCUCUGCUGUGUGUGUGGGAUUCGGGCGCUUUUUUUUCCUUUUUUUUUUUUCUUCUUCUUCUUUUCCUACUUCCAUCCUCUCCCCGCCACUGGAAGUCCUCCCGUAUCUAAAUGGAAUUAGUGGAGACCGAAGCCCCUUGUGUAAGGAACAGACAUGACCCAUGGGCGCAGCUUCUUUCACAUUGUAGCAAGUCUAAUCAUCCUACAUUUGUCUGGGGCAACCAAAAAAGGAACAGAAAAGCAAACUGUUUCCGAAGGACAGAGACCAGUGCAGUGUGGAACUUGGACAAAAUAUGCAGAAGGAGGCAUCUUCACUUCUCCAAAUUACCCCAACAAGUAUCCUCCAGACAGAGAGUGUGUCUACAUUAUAGAAGCUGCUCCUAGACAAUGCAUUGAACUACACUUUGAUGAAAAAUAUUCCAUAGAGCCUUCUUGGGAGUGUAAAUUUGACCACAUAGAAGUACGAGAUGGACCUUUUGGCUUUUCCCCAAUCCUUGGACGUUUCUGUGGACAACAAAAUCCACCUAUGAUAAAAUCCAGUGGCAGAUUCCUGUGGAUUAAAUUUUUUGCUGAUGCUGAACUGGAAUCUAUUGGGUUUUCUGCUCGGUAUAAUUUUACACCUGAUCCAGAUUUUAAGGACCUUGGCGUUUUGAAGCCAUUGCCAGUUUGUGAGUUUGAGAUGGGAGGACCUGAAGGAAUUGUGGAAUCUGUACAAAUUGUUAAAGAAGGAAAAGCUUCUGAAACUGAAGCAGUAGACUGUAAAUGGUACAUCCGAGCACCACCCCGAUCCAAGAUCUAUUUGCGAUUUUUGGACUACGAGAUGCAGAAUUCCAAUGAAUGCAAAAGGAACUUUGUAGCAGUGUAUGACGGAAGCAGCUCGGUGGAGGAUUUGAAGGCGAAGUUUUGCAGCACAGUUGCUAAUGAUGUGAUGCUGAGGACAGGCCUGGGUGUAAUCCGCAUGUGGGCAGAUGAAGGCAGUCGAAACAGCCGAUUCCAGAUGCUCUUCACAUCCUUCCAAGAACCCCCUUGUGAAGCCAACACAUUCUUUUGCCACAGUAAUAUGUGUAUAAAUAAUACACUGGUCUGCAAUGGACUCCAGAACUGUGUGUAUCCCUGGGAUGAAAACCACUGCAAAGAAAAAAGAAAAGCAAACCUAUUGGACCAACUUACCAAUACCAGUGGGACUAUAAUUGGGGUGACUUCUUGCAUUGUGAUCAUCCUCAUUGUUAUCUCUAUUAUAGUACAGAUCAAGCAGCCUCGUAAAAAAUUUGUCCAAAGGAAAGCAGACUUUGAUCAAACAGUGUUCCAGGAGGUGUUUGAGCCUCCUCAUUAUGAGUUAUGCACCCUUAGAGGGACAGGGACUACAGCUGACCUUGCUGACGUUGCAGAUGACUUUGAAAAUUAUCAUAAACUGCGGAGAUCCUCUUCAAAAUGCAUUCAUGACCAUCACUGUGGAUCACAAGUGUCUAGCAUUAAGGGCAGCCGUAGUAACCUCAGCACAAGAGAUGCUUCUGUCUUGACAGAAAUACAACCCCAGCCUGUAAAACCACUCGUUCAGCCCAUGAACAGGAGAAACAUCCUUGUAAUGAAGCAUAGCUACUCACAAGAUGCUGCUGAUGCGUGUGAGAUAGACGAAAUUGAAGAGGUGCCAACCACAAGUCACAGGCUGUCCAGACAUGAUAAAGCUGUUCAGCGGUUCUGCCUCAUUGGGUCUCUAAGCAAACAUGAGUCUGAGUACAACACAACUAGGGUCUAAGAGAAAAACCUGAGACUGCUUGACAUAGUGCGCUCCUGGGUGAUUUUGAACAUGCUACAGUGAAAUGUGAAACUAUCGUCCUUGGAAACACCAGCUAGAGGUUUUACGGACUCUGACCAGCUAUUCUCUUAUCAUGAAAAAAUUCAGCAGUGUUGAGUAAAAUUACUAGAAGGCAAUAAGACUUUGGUUAUUACGCUUAUCAGUCAUUUAUCUUUUUGGUUUUCUCUCUUCUUUUUGUUGCAAGUAAAAUUCCCAAUUUCAGGAACAAUUUAUUAAAAUCAGGUAUUUAGCCAUUCAUAAUCACUUCAAUAGAAACGUUUGUUGGAUCAGCAUCUAGCAAUAUGACUGAAUUUGACAUUGAGAAAUUAAUCUGCAUGUAUGUUACUGAAUAUUUGAGUUGGCAAAAAUCCCUUUAUUAGAUACAUUGUAAAAAGCAUGCAUUCACAGUUAUUGCUGUUACUGUUCCAUUUCUGUGUCAUAUGCUUGCUACUUGUAACUUUUAUAUAAAAAUACAUAAAAUAAUGUAUAAUAA
Camarhynchus parvulus is the source of this 2980-nucleotide messenger RNA. RefSeq names its product neuropilin and tolloid like 1 (gene NETO1). Lineage: Eukaryota; Metazoa; Chordata; Aves; Passeriformes; Thraupidae. The transcript is spliced from 11 exons. The record is from RefSeq and is a predicted model, not a curated record. Gene Ontology annotation, molecular function: protein binding. The coding region runs from base 847 to 2448 and encodes 533 amino acids.